This is a messenger RNA of Ambispora leptoticha, 1694 nucleotides long. NCBI's taxonomy places the organism in Eukaryota, Fungi, Glomeromycota, Glomeromycetes, Archaeosporales, Ambisporaceae. The record is from the annotation of a GenBank genome assembly.
GUUGUCGUUUAUUCAAUAUGGAUAAUAAUCAAUCCGACGAAAAUAAUGAAAGUAAACAAGAAGACGAAGAAGAACCGGAACAGGCAAAUAGGCCAAUAAGACGUGAUGUAGUGAUUGUUGGGUCUGGGCCAGUAGGAUGUACAUAUGCUCGCAUCCUUGUCGAGGCUGGCUAUCAUGUCAUCAUGGUGGAGGCAGGCGCCAAAGAGUCGGAUCCGCCAGGCUCACACCUUAAAAAUGCCUUUCGUUAUCAGAGAGAUAUCAAUUCGUUCACUAGUAUUAUCAAGGGCCACCUACAAACUCUUUCAGUCCCCACCGGUGGCAAUAUUUAUCCUGACACAAUCGACCAAACAGUUGAACUUGAAAAUGGAACGAUGCACUUGAAUCAAAAUCCAGACCAGGAACCAAAAGUAAACCUUUCUGCCGCAGCUGCCACUUACUGUGUCGGUGGCAUGGGCACCCAUUGGACUUGCUCAGUACCGAGACUUCGCGGCAAGGAACGGUUUCCUCAUCUCAUUCCCGAUGAGGAAAUGGAUCAACUAUAUGAUGAAGCCGAACGAUACGUUUACCAUACGGCCGAUCCAUAUGAAGGUACUAUGCUUCAAUCAACUGUGCAGGAAGCACUCAUAAAGCACUACAACAAGUUAGGUUCUCUCCCAGCUGAUCCUAAGGCAUUGCCCCUUGCCGUCCGCUACAAGAAGCCCUACAAUUUUUGGACGGGGCCUUAUGAUAUACUUCUCGAAAAAAAUUAUAAAGAUAGAAAAUUUGAGCUGAAGGACCAGCACCUAGCGACACUACUUAGCCCAAGUGAUGAAAAUCCAGCUGUCAUUGAUGAACUCAUAGUUAAAGAUCUUCGUCGUAAUGAACGAAUCAGAAUAAAGGCCAAAGUUUACAUUAUUUGCGGUGGAGCAAUACUGACUCCACAACUACUUUACAACUCGAAGCAGCGUCAGGACACAUGGGAAAUCGAAAUGCCUGCAUUAGGAAAGUAUCUCUGCGAGCAGACUCUUGCCUUUUGCCAGAUUGCGUUGAAAAAAGAUAUCGUGGAUAAAAUGGUGCAGGACGAGAGAUGGUCUAAAGAGGUCAAAAGUCACACAAUGAAGUAUCCAGAUGAUCCAAUCAAAAUUCCCUUUAAUACACCGUUUCCUCAGUGCUGGAUCCCGUACGAUGACGAACGCCCUUGGCACUGCCAAGUACACCGAGAUGCCUUUUCUUAUGGUAGAACGUCACUAGCGGUUGAUAACCGUUUAGUUGUAGACUUUCGUUAUUUUGGUAGAUCUAAACCGGAUGAAAAAAACAGAGUUAUGUUCAGCGACAAAUACAAAGAUAUGUACGGCAUGCCACAACCAAAAUUUGAAGUCACUACUUCAAAAGAGGAUUCUGCUACCAAUCACGACAUGCUUAUUGAUAUGACCAAGGCAGCUCUUAGUUUGGGUGGUUUUUUACCUGAUAGCGGGCCUCAGUUCAUGGCACCGGGAACCGCAUUGCAUAUCACGGGAACGGUACGCAUGGGUACUAACACAGACGACUCUGUGGUAGACACAAACCUUUGUGUUCAUGGAUUUAGUAAUCUUUAUAUUGGUUCCAAUGGCGUUAUACCGACAGCGAUUGCGGCCAAUCCAACGCUAACAAGUAUUGCGCUGGCGAUCAAGUCAGCAAAUCACAUUAUCAAGAAAUUAAAAGAGAAUGGAGAUUAG